UUGGUUGAUUUGGCGUCGCCAUGGGCAUGGGCGUGGAAAUUGAACCGAGCUUGGUUUCUGUGCUCUCUCUGUGUUUUUUGGCUAUCGGCUUCGUCGUCUUCGUCCACGCCGAUGAAGUUCCAGGUUUCAUCAACAUCGCUUGUGGUGCAUCUGGAGACGUGCGAAACACAGUGGAGGGGUUGGUUUAUAAAUCAGACAAGGAUUUGAUAGACUCAGGAAUCGGCAGACAAAUUGCAAAAGAAUUUCGUUCCCAAUGGCAAUCACCAUACUUGAACUUAAGAAGCUUUCCAAACGGCACAAGGAAUUGCUAUCGUCUUCAACCAGAAGGUGAAGCUGAAGCAGGCACGAUCGCCAAAUAUCUCAUCAGAGCUUCCUUUGUGUAUGGCAAUUACGAUGGCUUCAAUUCCACCCCCAAUUUUGACCUCUAUCUCGGCGCCAACUACUGGGCAACGGUGGAUCUGGAUAGCGUAAGUCUGGACGCCAUUACUAUCCCUUCCACACCCACAGAUUACAUCGAGGUCUGCUUGGUUAAUACAAAUAAUGGAGUGCCUUACAUUUCCGCCAUGAAAUUACGGCCCCUGGACAUCUCCCUUUAUCGAAUCGAUCCCACGGACAACGCCAAAUUCUCGGUACGUUGGACACGACUCGACAUUGGAGGCAGCAAACAGUUCGGAUACCCGCAAGAUGUUUAUGAUCGGUUAUGGUCAGGUUACCAAUGCGACAUGUUAGGUUAUAAUAAUAGUCGCUUAGUGUCCACAAAUGCGGCCAGUACCGAGAGCAACGACGAUGAUCCAUACAACUUGCCACAGUCGUUGUUACAGACGGCUUGUCGAGCCAGAAAUUCGACUUCUCCACUGGAGUAUACCUGGACGCCCGAUGAAACGUGGUCUCGAUUUUACUUUUGCUUUCAUUUUGCGGAGAUUGAGAAGCUUGAGGCUGGGCAGUUUCGGGAGAUGAGGAUCGUGUUGAACGAUGUCCAUACCAUCACAGAAUCCGUUAAACUCCUCCAAUAUCUCAGACCGCACACCUUUUGCUCAAAAGGCUACGUUGUGAUUCCCAACCAACUCAAUAAACUUUCCAUUUAUGCAACCUCUCCGUCUAGCCUCCUAUCCUCAAUGGGCUUGAGGUUUUUUGUACCACGGAGAAUCCAAAUCCACUCACCUUCUCCCAAGAUGUGGAAAAUGUUGUGUUGUGGCAGUAGAGCCAAGGGGAGGAGAUUCUCGUUGAUUGUUCCUGAAGGAGAUGUUGGAUUUUUCCCUCCUACGGGCUUCUACAGUGCCUUGAAUGCAAUAAGGGACAUCAAACAACAUUACAAGCUUAGGAGAAAUUGGGAAGGCGAUCCUUGUGGCCCACCUGCAUUCUCAUGGGAGGGUUUGAAUUGCAGCAGUGCCCACCCUUGGGCUAGAAUCAUUUCACUUAACUUGAGCAGCAGCAACUUGACUGGAGAUAUUGCAUCUUCCAUCUCCACUCUCAAUGCAAUCAAGUACUUAGAUCUAUCCUACAAUGAAUUGGAAGGGGCAAUACCAGAAUCCUUGGUGCUGUUGCCACAACUGCAACUUCUUAACUUAAGUGGGAAUAAUCUCACCGGCGUAGUUCCGGAGCCUCUUCUCAAAAAGUUUAAAGAUGGAACUUUGGUUUUAAGUGUGGAAGGAAAUCCGGAACUCUGCUUGUCACCUCCAUGCAACCACAAAAAGGAGUUGGCAAUUGGAAUUCCUAUUUUCUGCUCUGUCGUAGCAGUCCUUGUAAUCAUCAUCAUCCUCUUGGGGGUCAUUAUAAUCUAUACAAGAAAAACCAAAGAGAAUUUGGUUGAACCGGAACACCAAGGAUCACUGAAAUUGAAGAACCAACGGUACAGUUAUUCAGAGGUGGUGAGAAUUACUGAUAAUUUUGAAGUGGUUAUUGGAGAAGGGGGAUUCGGAAAAGUUUAUCUGGGUGCUCUAGAAGACUUAACCAUGGUUGCAGUGAAGGUGCUUUCUCCAUCAUCGCAGCAAGGCUACAAAGAAUUUCGAGCAGAGGCACAACUACUGAUGAUUCUUCAUCAUCGCAACUUGGUUUCUCUUCUUGGAUACUGUGAUGAAGACGAUCACAAGGCACUUAUUUAUGAAUACAUGGCCAAUGGCAGUUUACAGCAAUAUUUAUCAAACACAAAUACGAAUACGAAUUCAAAUACAGAUACUCUUAGUUGGACUGGAAGACUUCAAAUUGCAGUGGAUGCAGCACAAGGAUUGGAAUAUCUACACAAUGGUUGCAAACCCCCAAUUAUCCAUAGAGACCUGAAACCUUCAAACAUAUUAUUAGACAAGACAAUGCAAGCCAAAAUAGCUGAUUUUGGAUUGUCUAGAACUUUUGCAACUGAAAAUGGGUCUCAACUUUUAACUCGAAUCGCUGGUACACCUGGAUAUCUUGAUCCUGGAACUCAAACAUGUGGAAAUGUAAAUAAGCAGAGUGAUGUGUAUAGCUUUGGGAUAAUCUUGCUUGAGUUGAUCACUGGGCAGCCUGCAGUAACAAGAUCUUCUCAAGGAAAUUUUCACAUACUGAACUGGGUGGAACCAAUGAUCAGAACAGGAGAUAUUCAAAACAUUAUUGAUCUCAAGUUAGGGGGACAGUUCAACCAAAACUCUGCGUGGGGAAUUGUAGAACUUGCCAUGUCAUGCACACAACCAACUGCACUUAAGAGGCCAGAAAUGGGUUAUGUUUUGGAAGAGCUUAAGGAGUGUUUGGCAGUCAAUCAAAGCAAUACAACACAAACUCGUAUCAUAUCGACGCGAUUUCUUUCUGAAUCGGAAAUAGCCCCUUUUGCAAGGUAGUCCAUACGCCUUAGAAAUUAUGGUUAUUAUAUGUUUGUAUAUAUAUCAUGAAUGUUUUAGAUGGGUGCAUGCAUUAAGUUAUCUCCCUGUCUUGUUGAUGUAUUAUUUUCUACUUUAGAAAAACAUUUGUAAAGUAUUAUUUUAGGAUUAAAAA
This is a messenger RNA of Momordica charantia (bitter melon), 2961 nucleotides long. The record is from RefSeq and is a predicted model, not a curated record. NCBI's taxonomy places the organism in Eukaryota, Viridiplantae, Streptophyta, Magnoliopsida, Cucurbitales, Cucurbitaceae.